AUGGGUAUUGAUGCUAAAGAUGUAUGUGUUAUCGUCUGGAAAGUUAUCAGAUUUUCAACGAACACAACGUGCAGAUACGUGAAGAGAUACCCAAUUGCUUCUUGUGUCUCUGCGUUUGUGAUCUUCUUGUACACUUUCCUUCCUCGGAUCUUCUAUUUCAUGCUCUACUCUUCUCCGUUGAUAGCUUGUGCUUCCUUCUAUCUUCGGAAUCAUCUGAGUUCGAAGAUCGAUGAGGAGGAGAAGAUAACAACAGAACGUGGUGGGUUGUCCUUGUCCGAGGGAAGAACAGGGAAGGCUGAGUUGAAGCACCAAAGAAGUGUUCGACGAAACGCGAGAAGGGAAGUUGAAGAGGUUGGGAAAGAUUGGGACUCUUCUCAAGCUAGCGAGGAUGAGAGAGGGAAAGUGAUCUUAACAACUCUCUACGGAGAAGUACCACCGGAGACAAUCACUCCAGAUCUAGAGAGUUUCAAGAGAGACAGGACAUUUCUUGCAGCACAAGAAAGCUUUGUUGAGUCUAACCUUGACAACGAAAGCUACGUUGUUGUGGAAGAUCCUCUGGAGAGGGUUUGUGAUGGUGAAACCGAACUAGAAUGCUCAUCAUCAUCAUCGUCAUCAGAAGAAGAGGAAAAGGAAACAAACACAGUCGUAGUAGCGUGGACAGAGGAUGACCAGAAGAACCUAAUGGAUCUUGGGACAUCUGAGAUCGAACGAAACAAGAGACUAGAGAACUUGAUUACAAGAAGACGAUCGAGAAGACUGUUCUUACUAGCAGCUGAGAGAGGCCUGAUGGAUAUGGAAGUUCCUAGGAUCUGUAUAGGUCGAAACUAUUAUGGUUUCGAUAGAGAAAACUAUGAAACUGAUGGAGUUAUCAUGCCAGGCUCUGCACCUUCCGUUAUGUUACCAAGAAGAAACCCAUUUGAUCUUCCUUAUGACCCACAGGAAGAGAGACCUAACCUGACAGGAGAUAGUUUCCAGCAAGAGUUUGCUGAUGCUAACCCUAGUAAAGAUAUUUUCUUGUGUCGCCAUGAGAGUUUCCAUCACAGAGUCUUUCCUUCUUCAGAAUCUCAAAAUGACUCUAGUUUUGAGUCUUCGUGGAGAAAAACAGUUUAUGGUAAGCCUAAACCUCUGCAAGGUAGCAAUGAUCAACUUCCUCUAAUGAAAGAAAGUGAUGUGGAGGCAGGGGAAGUACGGAUAGAGACAGAUUCCAUCAGAAACGAUGAUGAUAGUGACUCUAAAACAACGCUUUCUCCACGAGAAAGAGAGUGUGAUUUCAAUGUUUCAGACCUGUCAGAUGCUUCUGAAACUUUCUACAAAUGUAAUGAGGAUCGUGUUGGUAAAGCUGUUCCGGGCUUGGUGCCAAGAAGCCGUGGUUCGAGUUCACUAGCGAAUGCGAGGCAACGAUACAUGGAGCAUUUUGGUUACAGCACAAAGAGAAGUCAUGUGCCGACAUAUUCAGUUGACUCUGAUCUUCAAGUUGAGGUGUCUGAACUCGGUUCACCUCCAAGUUCUGUUGAUGGGAAUGAUUCCUCUGAUGAAGAGAGAUCUUUGUUUAUUAAUGAAUCGGAGAUGCGUAUGUUAAUGGGGUUUAAUGGUGGGGAAAGUGAAACGUUGCCUGUGGGAAAAGUUGAGCAAGAUUUAAAUGAAACCAAGUCUUUGGCUUCUUCAGAUGUUGAGCCUAUGGUUCCUCACACUGAUGAAAUGUUCCCCAAAAGAGAAGAGGAUUUGAAGAAAAUUUCGGGAAACUCAGCUGAUGAGAUAAAGAUGAGUUAUGACUCUGACGAACCUGAACCAUCCGAGAGGACUUAUCAAGAACCUGAAGAGCUACGUGAUAGAAAUGACCAAGAAGUGAUGCAACAACUAGAGGAAGCUGAAGCGUCUGAUGUAAAUAACCAUGGAAACUCUGAAGAAUCUGAUACUUCACCAACAUCAGUAUUACAAGAAAUGUUGCCUCGAAGCCAAACUCAUUCGGAGGAUCUUGAUCAUACAUCACAUGGUCUGCGGCCAAAUGAGUAUCCACAGGAAGAAUCAUCUAGUAAUCAAUCAAAUGAACACUCUGACCCAACAGAGGAAACUAUUGUAGGAACCAUUUGCUUGAAUGCCACGGAAAUAGUUCAGGAGAAGCAAGAGGGAUCUGAAGAACCAUUAAUCAAAAAUGAGUCUAAAUCUGCAGAAGACGGCAUGUCAUCACUGUCCAUGGAUCCAUCAGCUGAAGAACACAAAAACCAUAACAAUUAA
Molecule: messenger RNA, 2235 nt
Organism: Eruca vesicaria subsp. sativa (arugula)
Lineage: Eukaryota; Viridiplantae; Streptophyta; Magnoliopsida; Brassicales; Brassicaceae
Source: the annotation of a GenBank genome assembly